Molecule: messenger RNA, 1915 nt
Organism: Amphiprion ocellaris (clown anemonefish)
Lineage: Eukaryota; Metazoa; Chordata; Actinopteri; Pomacentridae
Gene: cdk4
Product: cyclin-dependent kinase 4
Exons: 8
Coding region: 252-1172 (306 amino acids)
Biological process (GO): G1/S transition of mitotic cell cycle; regulation of G2/M transition of mitotic cell cycle; regulation of gene expression
Cellular component (GO): cytoplasm; cyclin-dependent protein kinase holoenzyme complex; nucleus
Molecular function (GO): cyclin binding; ATP binding; cyclin-dependent protein serine/threonine kinase activity
Source: RefSeq, a predicted model, not a curated record
AGAAGCAACAGGAAGACGACCCAAAAAGGGUGCAGGCUGGAAGAAGCAGCAGAGGAGGCCGAAACCAGUCCUGUGUCUGGCUUCUCCUCGGCUGAUCCACCGCUGGGCUCCGAGGCUCGGGACGGGCUGAAUCCGCCUCCCCGGAGCCGCUUCUACCCGGUUUAUACGUGGCACACUGGGGAUCAUGUCCUCCACCUAGAGCCUCGGUACCUGGAGCUCAGCAGCAACAGGGAGUCUGUUCGAACUUGGCCAUGGCCCACGGCGCCAGUAUCCAGUAUGAGCCGGUGGCAGAAAUCGGUGGAGGAGCUUAUGGGACUGUUUAUAAGGCUCGAGACACGGAGAGCGGACAGUUUGUGGCUCUGAAGAGCGUUCGUGUCCAGACGGACCAAAAUGGCCUCCCGAUCUCCACAGUCAGAGAGGUGGCUCUGUUGAGACGGCUAGAGCAGUUUGACCAUCCCAAUGUGGUCAGGCUCAUGGAUGUUUGUGCCACCCAGAGGUCAGACCAGGAGACUAAAGUCACUCUAGUGUUUGAACACGUGGACCAAGACCUCAAGACGUAUCUAGAGAGAGUUCCAGCUCCAGGAUUAUCCCCCGACCGCAUUAAAGACUUGAUGAGGCAGUUGCUGUGUGGUCUUGCAUUCCUUCACUCUAACCGUGUGAUGCACAGAGACCUGAAACCAGAGAAUAUUCUGGUCACCAGCCAAGGCCAGGUGAAGCUGGCAGACUUCGGCCUCGCCAGGAUCUACAGCUGCCACAUGGCCCUCACUCCUGUAGUGGUCACACUGUGGUACCGACCUCCUGAAGUUCUGCUGCAGUCCAGUUAUGCCACACCGGUGGACAUCUGGAGCACCGGCUGCAUCUUUGCAGAGAUGUUCAGACGCAAACCUUUGUUCUGUGGGGAAUCAGAAGUGGACCAGCUUGGGAAAAUUUUUGAAGUUAUUGGUUUGCCGCCAGAGGAGGAGUGGCCGACUGAUGUUACGCUAUCAAGAAAAAGCUUCCCCCCUCUCACGGCUCGCCCAAUCAAGGACUUUGUUCCAGAGAUAAAUGAGCAGGGGGCUCAGCUAUUGCUGAAAAUGCUGACCUUCGACCCGUUAAAACGAAUAUCAUCCCUGAAUGCACUAGAACAUCCGUAUUUCCGGGACGAGGAGACAUUGACUGAGACAAAAAGCUGAAAUCAGGCAGUGAAACAUGCAGCGAGAGGUAACAGUGUCUAAGUGUAGGGUUUCAGUGUCGUUCACUGCAUUGCCGUUCACGAUGUGUGGGUCAUGCUUUGGGAUAGUAUUUUGUUACUCCUGCGUUUAAUAAAAGGAUUAAGGCCCAAGAAAGGGAGGAGUGAACUUAGGGACCACUGGCUUGCUUUUCAACGUGUAAAUGUCACAAUUAAGGAUGUUACCGUGUCACUUUUUAAAGGACAGUACCAGUGUUUUUGAUUUUCUGCUUCAGUGUUGUCAGAGAGGAGAUGUACAGAAAUGUCUGUCAUCUUCUCUGAAAUGUUGCUCUUGUUAUUUUUGUAGAUUGUCAGUCAGAAGCGGCGCCUCAGAGGGUUAGAACAGCCAGUUGUUGGUGAUUUUACUGUAUUUGUAUUAGUAUUUAUCAUACAAAACAAACAAUAACACCAUAAGCCUGUGAAAGGCAUGAAGCUGUAUGAAACUGAUUAAACGUAGCUGUAUUUUAAUCAUGGAGAAGAGAAAGAAUAGUGGGAAGUAGUGGAAGAAAAACGCACAAGGACAACGCACAUUACAAAAAUACUGGUAUUGCCCUGAAAUUCUCUCACAAAGUACAAGUAUUUUUCUUCUUUUAUUGGAGGACUGUAAGGGUGGACUUCAAUUCAUGUUUUACAUUUUUGUGCCAUUGCUAAAACUGUCUGAAAUCAACCAUCACUGCCUUUCUAAGUGAAUAAAAACUGUUUCAAUCA